AUUCUGAUAUUUGAGGCUUGCACUUUCCUAAAUCCCUUCAAGUUGUUCCUCAACCCUGGUUAAAACAAUGGUCCGAGAACCAGUUCCACUCUGCUCGUGUGUGUGACCGAAAUGCAAAUGUUACGGUGAGCAAGAGGAGGAGGAGACAAGAGGUGCCAGGGCUGUGCUGACGCACCAAAAAGCUGCUGAUCAUAAGAAGAACUUCAUCUCACUGGCCAGGAGCUUUCUUCGCGCAGGGACAGUUUGGAGAUAUGAAUUUGAAAAUGAACUUUAGGGGGAUUUUUCUAGCCAAGUGCCUGGUGGUUUUAUUCUCCUGUGUAAAAGGGUCUGCAAACGAACCCUGUAAUGAGUAUGGCAUGCAGAAUGGUUCUGUUUUCCUGAACAUUCAUGACUUCAAAGUGGAUCAGCAACAGGAAGUAACAUGGCUCAAAGAUUCAUUACGCCUCACGAAAGGCAAAGGUUCUGAUGUGAAAUAUAACAAGGAUAAGAAAAAAUAUGAGAUGUUCCCCAGUGGAACCCUGAAAAUAAACCACCUGAUGGAAGAGGACAGUGGAAAUUACAAAGUGACUGUGUACAAUGUCAUGGGAAGUCUGCAAGUGGAGAAGAACUUAAAUCUGUGCGUUCAGGAAAUGGUCUCUAAACCAGAAAUCAAAUGGACAUGUACACAAAAACUCAUAAAUGUGACAUGUGAGGUGAAACAGAAGAACAAAUAUACUUUUAAUUUGCUUCAAAAUAACGCUACGCUCCAUGUCAGGACAACAGCUGCAAAUGGCAUAUGGAAGAUUGAAUAUCGACCCAACACCAAAAUCCUUACCGGAAAGUUCCAAUGCAAAGUUGAAAAUGACAUUAGCCAAAACACUACUGAUCAGGAAAUCAAAUGUUCAGGGCCGCUGGACAUUGUUCUCAUCGGGAGCAUUGCAGGAGGUGCAAUUGUCUUUGUCAUCUUUUUGGCACUGCUGAUUUACUGUAUCAGGAAGAAGAGAGCAGAAAGAUAUGAAGAAGAACAGGAUGAAGAGACACCAAUGAAAAUUCGACAAUCGAGCGAUGAAUCAAAAUAUCGGGAGCUUCCUAAACCUCCAGUUCACGGUCCCCCGAAGCAGCCACGCCAGCAGCAGAGACCCCCUCCACCGUCUCAAACUCAAUACCAGGCAGGGCCUCCCCGGCCCAGGCCACGCACUCAGCAGAAGUCUCCAAGCCACAUGAAAGAGAGACCGUAAGCAUUUGUCCUGGAGGAACAGAACCUGUCCCAUUACUUGCUCUGGUGGGACUCGCUACAAAAAUAACCUUGCAAAUAGCCAGCAAUCCCCCAGAUUGGCCGCUUUUGUUGUGGAAGAUCACUGUCUAUACUGAAUGGCUGAUGAAAAGGCUCAACAAUGGAGACUUGAGGUCUUAGCCAUUUUCUUCAAGUGACUCCAUGCUAAUGUGGGACAUUUAGGCCUGAAAUCUGCUUCCUUUUUGUUUCAUUUGGUUGUACCUCUCCUUGCCAACUUCUGGUCUAAUUUAUUUUAUUUUUAUUUUUGGGGGGAAGGCUCUAAGACUCUAUUGAGAUGACUUUCAUCACGUCUAUCUCUUUCUCCCUUUACCUGCACUCCCACCCAAACACCCCUCUAGUUGCUGCAGCCAGUCAUUUGAUCACAUGGAGAGGAAAAUAGUUGUGUUAAUUGUAAUGAAGGCCUGACAUAGUAGAGUGCUGGCAAGAAACUGCAACUUUAUUUCUUGGCUACAGUGACAUGACCUGGUUCAGGGUUCCCAAGGCAGAUGUACUCAUCACGUGACAGGAGCCAGUAUCCAUUGGUGUGUGAGAUUCCUGUAGCACAGUAAUACAUACUACCAACCAAAACCAAGUAGUCUAAUUAAUAACUAUUUUCUCUGAACCUUGUUGGCUCUCUCAUCGCAUGGCCAUUUUGUGCUCUCAAAAGAGGCCCAGGUGUGGUGGCCAGUGGAGCUACUACGGUUGGUGUGCCACCUAGAGCCCGUCACAUGUACCAGAGAGGAGGAAUUCACCCUCUUGCUUGUUCUACGAUAUUACUUGCUUCCAGGAAUAUCUGGAAAUGCUGCAGUGCUGUCUUCUGCUCCUCUCCCAGAGCUCGUCCACACAGAGGGAUUUAGGAGGCCUCAUUUACUCUAUUUCUGUGAAGGACUUGGUUUAGGGCUGACACCAUAUAAUCCAUCUAACACUUGCGUCAGCAUUCUGAAAGCAAAUUGCCUUGUAUUGACGCAGGUCGGGGACCCAGCGGUUCCAGUAACUCUUGCUUUGACAAAGGAGGACAUGCUCAGCUGGUCUGCAGGCAGCACCACAUGUCUCUGGAACACUGGGUGUAGUGCAGGAGGUCUCAAACUGGGGGUCUGGCCCCCUCAGAGGUCAUGAGCUGUCAACCUGCACCCCAAACCCUGCUUUGCCUCCAGCAUUUAUAAGGGUGUUACAUUAAAAACAUACGUUUAUAUAUUUAUAAGGAGGGGUCGUGCUCAGAGGCUUGCUGUGUGAAAGGGGUCACCAGUACAAAAGUUUGAGAACCCCUGGUGUAGUGGGAAAGACAUUCUUAUUCAUAGGCAACACAUGGGGGGGGCAUGCAGAGGCAAUUGCCCCCCAUCCCCAUAGACUUUUGCUUGGACUGCAGGGAGGAGGGAGAGGGGCUUUGUCCUUCUCCUGAUGGGCCUUCCCCCUGGCUAAUGCUGUGCCUCUGGCAGCCGGGACUGGGUGGGGAGGGAAGGGGAGGACACCAGCCACUUCUCACAUUGACCGCUCCGGGUCGCUGCUCUGUGCAGCACAGCCACUGCCUGAGAGAGAGCCCAGCUGGGGAGGUGGCGGUGGCAGCCUAUUUCCCACCUGGGCCCAGCAGACAGGGACAGGGGCCAAGUGAGACAGAGUCCCCUCUUCCCCCCCCCCUGCACAUUUCCGGCUUGCUCAGCCCCUGUCCAUGGUAGCCAGUCCCAGGCGGGGAGCGAGCUGCUGCCGCUGUCACCUCUCCAGGUGGGCUCUCUCUCUCGCAGCUGCCACGAAGAGCAGCGACCCGCAAAGUGGCUCCGUCCCACUCCCCAGGGAGAGCGGCCAAAAGGGCCAUGGGGGAGGUGCAGCAGGAGAAGAACAGAGCCUCAGGUAACUCUGGUGGGGCAGGGAGAGCACGGUGACUGCAGGCUGGGUGCAAGGCUCGGGGGUUGCUGGGCAGAGGAGACGUGGGGCUGUCAUGUGUCCUCCCCCUUUAGAUUGUGGCCCCCCCAGCAUCAGGAGGCAUGAGUUGUCCAUGCCUCUCACCUUUGGCGAGUCUCAUGACUCCUCUGAUUCUCAGGUAGAUCAGCUGGGUCAGCAGAGGCCCCAUGUUUCUAUUUUAUUCACUCUAUUGUCUGGCUAGUUAAAGCAGCCCCUCUGGUGUUAGUGACAGCACACUGAGCACGGGGCAGGGAUGGAGAAGUGAGAGCCAUUCUCAGUAGCACGUUGGCUGGAGCUUGCUACUCAUGCCACAUACGGUAGAUGAAUGUAUGGUAGUUCUUUCAGGCUCCGAGUCUCCAAUGUAUUUCUGUGGCAUUAAAAGGUGUAUCCUUAUUUCUCGCCACAAAUGUGCCCAUUUAUGACCUGCCAGGUGCAGGGAAGAGACAUGUGGGGAAGGAGGCCCCUGCAUGUCCCUCCAAGGGGCCAGUUGUUGUACUUUGCUUUUUCCUCAGAAGCUGGUCCACCUGGAUGGAAAUGUUACUCAUGCCAGGCCCAGCUUUCUGCAGUAUGUGCUAAUGGUUUGACUAGUUUAAGGUUUAUUUUUUUUUAAAUGGCUUGUACUUCUAUUUUGUGUAUGAGAUAUCAGCCUAGUACUGCAUAAAUAAAGAUUAGAGAGUGGAUGA
Molecule: messenger RNA, 3831 nt
Organism: Mauremys reevesii (Reeves's turtle)
Lineage: Eukaryota; Metazoa; Chordata; Testudines; Geoemydidae
Gene: CD2
Product: CD2 molecule
Exons: 5
Coding region: 252-1217 (321 amino acids)
Source: RefSeq, a predicted model, not a curated record